Penicillium mononematosum is the source of this 1512-nucleotide messenger RNA. RefSeq lists its product as uncharacterized. The coding region runs from base 1 to 1512 and encodes 503 amino acids. The record is from RefSeq and is a predicted model, not a curated record. The transcript has a single exon. NCBI's taxonomy places the organism in Eukaryota, Fungi, Ascomycota, Eurotiomycetes, Eurotiales, Aspergillaceae.
AUGGAUCGCAAAGAACGUCGUCGCCGCCGUAAACCCUCAGUGCCUGUCAAUACUCUCGCCCAUUCGAAGGCCAAAUCUGCUCGUCCUUACCAAUGUACCUUCUGUACCGACUCAUUCCCUGCUAAGUAUGACUGGCAGCGGCACGAGAAGUCCAUGCAUCUAAUCUUGGACAAAUGGACUUGUUCUCCCCAGGGCGGUGCAUUUGAACAGAACGGUAUAGCUCUUUGUGUCUUCUGCUUGGCAGCUAACCCAGACGAUGAACACCUAGAAACUCAUAACUUCAUCAGUUGCCAAGAGAAGACAGUGCAAGAGAGAACAUUUUACCGGAAGGAUCAUCUCAACCAACACCUGCGCUUGAUGCACAAUGCCAAGUUCCAACCCUGCAUGGAGAAAUGGCAAAGCAGUAUUACAGAUAUCAAAUCCCGCUGUGGGUUCUGUGGCUCCAUCUUCCAAACAUGGAAAGAUCGAGUGGACCAUUUGGCCGGUCAUUUCAAAAAUGGAGCCAGCAUGGCUCAAUGGCAAGGGGACUGGGGCUUUGACCCACAGAUUCAAGCUCGCGUGGAAAACGCUAUUCCGCCGUACAUGAUUGACUAUGAAUGGCGGUCCCCUGAUCCCUGGGCCACUGAACAAGCUAAAGGAGACGGCAGCACACUUAGGCUUCCUGUCCCUACAGAUAUCAAUUGUUACCACCGCCUUUCUCGCGAACUCACUACAUACAUCCAUAACCAAAAGGCACAAGGCGUUGUUCCGUCAGAUCAGAUGAUACAAGCAGAAGCUCGCCGUGUCAUCUAUGGAUGUGACGAUCCUUGGAACCAGACUUGCGCAGAUAAUAUUGUUUGGCUGGGUGUCCUCAAGCGCGAUUGUGGAUUAGAAACUCCCGUGAACAACGACAGCAUCCAGUUUGCUGACCUGGGCAUGCAGCCCCCAUUCGCUAUCAAUGGUGGUCUCCGGGCUGCACCCCGGGAGAUUAAUGUGCUAGCGCGCACAGUCUGCCACGGGGCACCCCUCCACAGCCCCGCAGUCUCUAGUCCUAGCCUUCGCAGUCACGGCUUCCCUGGUACCGGCUUUUCUUCUGCCGGACCUAGCCGACCGGGCAGUUUAUCAGGAAGUUACGCUGGCAGUGCAGGGAUGAUGUCAGCUGGUCCUGACCCGUCCUUCUCUACGGAUUGGGCUAGUAGUCUUCCGACUACUGCGUCUGUGCCUGGAGAAGGCACAGCUGACCCUCUGGUACAAAUGGGAUUUGACCCAGAAUUCCUACAACGACUGAAUGACAGCUACGGUGAAAUCAACCCGGAUGAUUUGGAAGGCUUGCAACUAGAUGGUCAAAAAGUCUCUGGGGGACAAGGAUGGCCAAAUAGAGACUUACUUGGUCAGCCUAUCUCCCCGUCUCGUAUGGGUGAGGUGCCUGCUUCAGGCCAGGUUGGUAUUUUCAAUUCCAAAGUGGACCACCCUCCUGCAUCGAAUGCCACCCAUGAUGACAUGCCAGGCUACUUUGGCAAUAGUAACUUUUGA